Pyricularia grisea is the source of this 3233-nucleotide messenger RNA. RefSeq lists its product as uncharacterized. Lineage: Eukaryota; Fungi; Ascomycota; Sordariomycetes; Magnaporthales; Pyriculariaceae. Gene Ontology annotation, molecular function: phosphopantetheine binding; oxidoreductase activity; fatty acid synthase activity. Gene Ontology annotation, biological process: secondary metabolite biosynthetic process; fatty acid biosynthetic process. The record is from RefSeq and is a predicted model, not a curated record. The transcript has 2 exons. The annotation marks the transcript as partial.
GUGCUGGAUCAGUUGGCGCCCUUCACCAACGGCCACGAGAUAUAUCGAGGCAUUAAGCGGUGCACCGUGGUGGGGGAAUCCGAUGAGGAGCUCAAGCCGUGGAAGGAACUCACGUCGAAGGCGCAGACCUUGUUUGACUUCCGCACCGCUUUCCCCACGGAGGGACCGGAGGCGAUCCCCGUCAAGUUCGAUUUGAUCAUUACCGGAAACGACAAGGUUGAUCUGGAAACCCUCAAGCCCAUGUUGAACGAGGGUGGUCGUCUGGUGGCUUGGGACCAACAGGUCCCAGAAAAGUCGAUCACGAUCCCUGAGGGCUUUGAAGGCACCGAGCUGUUACUUGACGAGCAGCAUAUUACUAUUGCAACUCUGCGCCGUGCGGUGGACACGACGACGCCCGUUGCUGUCUCGCUCCUCGUAUCCGAUAACGUCAACGCGGACACCACCCAAGGCACCGAGGCUUUGUUGCGAGCCAAGUUGCAGGGCCGCGGCAUAGAGACUCGAAUGGUUCAUCUGAAGGAUGCCAUCAACUUCGCCAGCCAGCCUAUCAUCUCCCUGUUGGACAUGGGCAAGGACGUCAUCAACAGCUGGACAGCGGAACAGUUCGAGUACAUUCGCCAGCUUAUGGCCAUGGCCUCGCACAUCUUCUGGGUCACGCAGAGUGGUCUUGGUUGCGAACCAUCCGAGGACGGCCUUAAAAGUGCCGGCAUCGCUGGCUUCCUGCGAGUAAUGCGGAACGAAUAUCCCAACGUGAAGCUCGCCCAUCUCGACCUCUCGCCCGCCUUCGACUUUGCAGCCUCGGCGCCGACCAAACUCGUCAUCGAUACGUGGCUGCGCUCCGUCAAUAGUGAUGCAGAGCUGGAGUUGGCCGAGCGGGACGGCCAUCUUUUGCUCCCGCGUGUCGUGGCCGCGCCUGGGGUGGACCAAGAAGUUGCGCUGAGCAUUGGCACAGCCCCCGCCAUCCCAACGGCCUUGGCCCAUCACGCGUCCUUGGAGCCGCAUGAGGGCGCUGGAGGCAAAAGGCUGGUCUGGACGCGUGAUACUGAGGUCGGCGGCCCGCUGGGUUCCGAAGACGUCGAGAUCAGGGUAUCGCACUUGUCGGUGGACUGCGGCCGCUUGGGCCACGGGACAAAACUUCUUGGUAGCUUUAUCACAGGCUGUGUCACUCGGACUGGUCCCUCCGUAUCCGGUCUGUCGUGCGGGGACAUGGUCAUUGCCGUAGGCGGCCGUGACCGCCGCACCCUGAUUCGCCGACCUUGGGCCACGGUUCUACCGCUGCCCCACAAACUUGAUGUCGAGUUUGCUGCCAUCCAAGUCUGGCUGCACAUUACGGCACGGUAUAUCAUAAACCAUAUUUCCCGCGUGGCUCGCCAUGAAGCGCUGCUGAUCCAGGACGGAGCCACUGGCCUCGGACAAGCUCUAAUCCACACGGCCCAGCGUGCGGGGGCCGAGAUUUUCGUCACGGUCGACACUUUUGCUCAGCAGGCGGACCUGAUGCAGCGUUUUGGCCUCCCCAGCAGCUCGGUUGUCGUGAUGGGAGCUCACAUCACCUCACUGGAUGCAUAUCUCCAGAGCAAGGUCGGCCGCAAGGGUUUGCACGUGGUGGUGGCGUCGGCCGCCGGUACGCCACUCGUGCGUCUGCUUAGCUCAACUCUAUCGGAUUUUGCGCGGGUCGCAAUCAUUGGCCCACAAGACACCUCGGGCACCCGGCUGGCAAUCCGGGCCAACAUCCAGAUCACGGCUGUGGACCCGACCCAGCUCCUGCACAAGCGGCCCACGCUUGUCGCCCGACUGUUGGCCGAGGUUUCUGGCGUGUUCGCCGAGGGGGAGGUGCCUGCCAUCUUGCCGCAGACGCGAUUCAGCGUGGCCAAUCUGCCUCAGGCGCUGGCCUGGCUGCAAAAGCCUGACAGCGCCGGCAUCGCGUCGGUGCAUUUUGACAACGACGCCCAAGUGCCCGUCGUGCCCGCGCCGCCGCCACGCCUUCAACUCAACAGCGAGGCAACCUACGUCCUGGUUGGCGGCCUGGGCUCGCUCGGCAUGCGCAUUGCCGACCUGCUGGCCGACCAUGGCGCCAAACAUGUAUCGUUCCUCUCGCGCUCCGGCGACCGUACGCGAUGUGCCCAGCAGCUCGCAGCUCUCGAGGCCCGCGGCUGUGGCGUCGCCAUCUUUGCGUGCGAUGUCGUCUCGGUCCACGCCGUCAAGGACACAAUAGCCGAACUUGGCAAGCUGGGACGCCCCGUCAAGGGUCUUGUCCAGUGUGCGAUGGUGCUCCAGGACAGCAUCUUCGCCAAAAUGACGCACGCGCAAUGGACCGCUGCCUUUGCGCCCAAGGUUGCGGGCACAUGGAACCUGCACAAGGAGCUGCCUGCCGAUAUGGACUUUUUCGUAAUGCUGUCGUCGGUUGUUUCGAUCAUCGGCAACAUGGCGCAGGCCAACUACGCGGCCGGCAACGCCUAUAUGGACGCUCUGGCCCGCUUCAGGCGCGCCCAAGGCCUCCCUGCCGUGUCGAUCAAUGCCGGACUCGUGCGCGAUUCGGGCCACAGCGUCGACGGUUCCAACAUGACCGAGUACCUCGACCGGUUCCGCCACAUUAUUAGCGUGAGCACCGACCUCGACGAGCUCAGCCUGGCUGUUAUCGCCGCGAUGCGUGGCACCACGGCAGACGGGAGCCUUACGCCGCCCCAGUUCGUCUUCACUAUGAGCGACUCUCUCGACCCGACAGUGAACGACACAUGGGCCAUCGACCGCAAGUUCGUCCACCGUCUCGCCAUCUCAGGUAACGCGGCCGGGACCGACAGCGUAGCCGGUCCCGGGGUAGCGGAGACGCUGGCCGCUGCGAGUUCCCUCGACGAGGCCACUGUUGUGGUCUCGGAUUCCCUAAAAAUGCUGCUCGCGCCCGGCCUGAAUAUGCAGCCCAGCGAUGUCAGCGACGAAAGUCCCUUGUAUAAUAUUGGAGUGGACUCUUUCAAGGCUGUCGAGGUACGCAACCGCGUUGUGCGUGAGCUAGAAAGCGACAUUUCCGUUUUCGAGCUGCUGAGUUCCAACACGUUGGCCCAAACGUCCCGCAUCAUUGCGUCGCGGAGCCGACUGGUGCCCGGUGCCGCCCGCACCGAUGGUGGUGACGAAACAGAAGGAGUUAAUUAAAGCAAAAAAAUAGUAAAAGGCUAGUGUUUUCAUUAAAGCUAAUCAUUUUCCGUUGCUUCCAUAGUUUUUAAAAUGGAUAUUUAUAAAAUGAC